Molecule: messenger RNA, 2479 nt
Organism: Cyclopterus lumpus (lumpfish)
Lineage: Eukaryota; Metazoa; Chordata; Actinopteri; Perciformes; Cyclopteridae
Gene: epb41l4b
Product: erythrocyte membrane protein band 4.1 like 4B
Exons: 23
Coding region: 67-2391 (774 amino acids)
Cellular component (GO): cytoskeleton
Molecular function (GO): cytoskeletal protein binding
Source: RefSeq, a predicted model, not a curated record
CCGACUGUUGCGUGGAGCAGCUUUCACGGACACAACACGGACCUCCUCGCCUUGUGGUUCAGGAAGAUGAUGGGCUUUCUGCGCCGGACGUUCAGCCGCCGCUUCCAGACGAGAGAGAGGGACGAGCGGGACGGUAAAGGGGGAGGAGGAGGAGGAGGAGGAGCAGCAGCCGGAGGGGUGACCGGGAACCCCUUGCUCCUGGCCCAUCAGCAGCAGGUCGUGCAUGUGCCCGCCGUGGUCAGCGGGGGAGUGUCGGUUCACAUCCCGGCGGCCGGGACCUCGAGGACCACCAUUACCUGCCGCGUGCUGCUGCUGGACGGCUCCGAUGUCAAUGUGGAUUUGCCUAGCAAGUCUAAAGGCCAGGACCUUUUUGACCAGAUCAUGUAUCACAUAGAUCUGGUGGAGACAGAAUACUUUGGAUUGCAGUACAUGGACACAGAGCAAGUCUCACACUGGCUGGAUAUGUCCAAGUUUAUAAAGAAACAGAUCCGAGAAGGGCCUCCAUACAGGCUGUUCUUCAGAGUGAAAUUUUACUCUUCAGAGCCAAAUAACCUGCGUGAGGAAUUCACAAGGUAUCUGUUCGUGUUGCAGCUUCGACAAGAUAUUCUGUCUGGCAAAUUGAAAUGUCCGUAUGAUGUCUCAGUAGAGCUGGCGGCAUUUUGUUUACAAAGUGAGAUGGGAGACUGUGAUCCCUUGGAGCACUCUCCUGAGCUGGUGUCCGAGUUUCGUUUCAAUCCCAAACAGAGCGAGCCCAUGGAGGCGGACAUCUUUGCCAGGUGGUUGGACAUUCGGGCAAAGAGUCCGUCAGAAGCAGAGAUUUCUUUUCUCAACAAAUGCAAGUGGCUGGAACUUUACGGAGUAGAUAUGCACUUUGUCAAGGGCAGAGAUGGAGGAGAAUAUGCACUGGGUCUCACACCGACUGGCAUUUUAGUAUUUGAAGGCCCCAACAAAAUUGGCCUCUUCUUUUGGCCCAAAAUCACUCGGCUGGAUUUCAAAAGGAGUCGACUCACGUUGGUCGUGGUGGAGGAUGACGAUCAGAGUCGAGAGCAGGAGCACACGUUUGUGUUCCAGCUGGACAACUCCAAGAACUGUAAACACCUGUGGAAGAGUGCCGUGGAGAGCCACGCCUUCUUCCGGCUACGCCAACCAACCACAGGCAAGGCCAGCCACAGUGACUUCACACGACUCGGGUCUCGCUUCAGAUUCAGUGGUAAGACAGAGUAUCAGGCCACUCAUGGAGGCAGACUGAGGAGAGCCAGCGCUUUCGAGAGAAGGCCCAGCAAGAGAUACCCCUCCCGCACACAGUCACUGGGCAAAGCUGCCAUUUCUCCAGCUAAGCCAUCACAUAUCAGCUCUCAUGCCAGCCCUGAUCCCAGCCUACAUCCAUACCAACACAACAUUCCUAUUGGCCACGAGCCGUGGCACCCGCCCCACCCGGCACUCACAUCUCCAGUUUACCUGCACCCUUCCGGACACACACCACCACACAGUUUCCCUCUGAGUGGUCCCGCUUCAGACCAUCAGUUCAGCAUUGAAGAGAAUGAGACUUCGUAUUCUGGCAAGAUCCACCACCAUCACCGCCACACACACAGCCAGGAGACGCUCUGUCACACACACACCAAGAACAAACGUCGAGCUCCUCACUGCCCUGCAGAGGAGUUGGAUAUCUCUGAGUCUCUGCUCAAUGCUCUAGAGUCAGACAGUGAAUCUCUCCCAUGGCCUUCGCUGCACAUCAACAUGGACAACAAGGGAGAGGAGAAGCAGCUGUCUGAAAAGUCUCUGCAUCCUCCUCACUCCCCAGCGAUGCUCCCUGAUCAUCUUAAGUGUAACAUCCUCAAGGCCCAGAUGGAGGCGGCCUUCAGGAAGGAAGCUCCAACAACGCCUAGAGGGAAGAAUUCAAAUGAGACCUUUAAUGACAGGUAUCAGAGCUCAUCCCAAGACUCGGCUGCAUCCAGUCUGAUGGCAGAGAAGACGUCACAUCGGCAAGACCUCAACCCAACGUCGGAGAGGCUGCAGCCUAAAGCCAACACAAGCACCACCCGCAGAAAACGACUGGUCAGACAGUUCAGCUUUAACCACGAAGAUGAAGAUAAUCUCCCAGAAGCACUUGCAGCAAUCUCCUCCCAGAGUGCAGGAAAGUCAGGGUCUACCAGCUCAUUGGACCAACAGAUACAGCCGUCCAUUUACCCACAGGUGGAUAAAAUGCCAGCACUGGAGCUGGGUAGUCCAUGCUGUCCCUCUCCUUCGCCUUCUCCCCAUCUUUCCCCUUCUUACUACCAUAGCUCCAUUCCUCGCCUCUCCCCUUACCUUGCUGCCCAUAACGACAGCGGAGAGGAAAUGAGGUUGGACAGAGAGAAAAUACUAAGAACCCUCCUGACGACGGAGCUCUGACACCUUGACCCUUGACCCCUGUGACAUCAUCACCAUGCGCAGCAGAACUGGCAAUUAGUGAGGAAAGUGGGAACGGAGGACCCAAAGU